AAAAGCUUUUGUUUAUCUUUUAGUGCUAGUGGUUGGUACAGUGGCAGCAGUGAUAUAACAUGCAGUAAUAUUUUCUGAGUGAUUCAGACUGUAUGUGCAUUGCAUAUGUGGCUUUAAAUUUUAACAUAUAGCAUUUGGAAGUUGUGAUUUAUAUGAAGAAUGAAUUCCCAGGAAUCAAAAAAAGAAAUCACACGUCUGGUUAAUGGUUCUAGUGAUGGUUUUCCUUUAUCAAGCUGAUAUUAUUGUUUGACCUUUGUAUCUUGACUGAUGUGUGCUGAGCUAUCCAGUGCUCUGUUUGAUAUCCAGUUUCUCCCAAUGCCAAUAUCAUGUGUCUAUAAAACAAUGAUCUCAGAGUGUCUAUACCUGUUAAAAAGGGGACCAUUUCUUUGCUGUGUUAUAACAUUUCAUUAUACCACAAUGCAAUUUUCUGUUUUGGAAGAAACCCUUAAAUCCUUAAGUAAAAGUAGAAAUACCACAGUGUAGGAAUACUCAGUUAUAAAUUAUAAUUAUAAUUGGCCUAUACUUUCAACCACUGGUCCAGAUUUGUGAAGGGAGACCUACAUCCCAGUUGAGACAGUGAAAUAUAAAAUGUUAUGGGGGAUAAACAAAGACAUAUUAUCAGAGCUUAUUCCUGAAAGAAAGACGUUUCUAUAAUUAGCUUUUGCACGCAACUACGGAGCUACUGCAGUUCAUUUUCGUGACUGGCAGGCAGCUUUGUGCAUGGAAUGAGGAUGACAACGAACAGUGCUUCCAGCACCCACAGCUGCUCGCACUGGUAGACCACUGUGUUUGCACAUGGUAGACUUUGUUCAGUAGGCUUCUCCGGGAGAAUGUCAUUGUUAUAGCUUAUUGCGACACAGGACGAGUCCAUUCUUGCACCCGUUCGCGUUACAGUGUAGGGUUACAGUGUCAUUUUGAGAUCCAGGAACAAACCGGUCGGAGGAGCUGGUGUGACGUAGCAGUCCACCAACAGACCGACAGGCUGCUGCUGCGCCUGGCAGGAUCUCAAUGUGUGGAAAUGACCGCGAGUGACCUCAAAGAAAUACUCAAUUUUAGCGCUGUUCUCGUGUUAAUUCUGUACUGCAUUAAAGCAAGAAUGUACGACAAAUUUUAGUUUUAUAUUUUAUGGUAAAACAGUGUUAUAUUAGGAAAACGACCACUGUCUACUGUUGAUCGCUCGACUGUCUCACUAGCUUGCAAGCGGUUAGCAUUAGCUAGCUAAGCUAAAGUAGCCUGGUUGAUCAUUGCUGGGGCCAGGUUUGUACAAUUUGUCUCUUGCAGAUGCUAAGCUAGGCUAGGCUAGCUGUUGUCAUGGAUAAAGCCAACUCAAUGGUGGACAAGAAAGGAGCGUCGGGACCCUUUCACGUCAACAACGGGCAGAGCCAGAGGGGGUUUCACAGCCACGUCGUGCUGGCUGCCAACGGCAACGUUAAUGCAUACUGCUCGGGCACGGGAGCCAACAGCAGCAGCGCGUUGGAGACCGUGCAUCAUCUGCACCGCGGAGACAACGCAGAGUGCAACGGGUCACCGGCCAAGAGGUGCAGGAUACGGAGGAGGACGGAGUCGAUGAGACGGAACAGACCCCCCUUCCCCUGGUUUGGUAUGGACAUCGGUGGCACCUUGGUCAAGUUGGUGUACUUUGAGCCAGUCGAUAUCACUGCAGAGGAAGAACAGGAAGAAGUGGAAAACCUCAAGUCUAUCCGCCGCUACCUCACUUCAAAUGUCGCCUAUGGUAAAACGGGCAUCCGUGAUGUCCACCUGGAGCUGAGGGACCUGACCAUGUGCGGCAGGACGGGAAACCUGCACUUCAUCCGCUUCCCAACACAGGCCAUGCCACAUUUUAUCCAGAUGGGACGUGACAAGAACUUCUCCAGCCUGCACACGACACUGUGCGCCACAGGAGGUGGAGCGUACAAGUUUGAGAAUGACUUCAGAACAAUGGCUGACCUGGAGCUGCUGAAGCUAGAUGAGCUGGACUGCCUGAUCCGUGGCCUGCUUUUUGUCGACCGGGUGGGCUUCAAUGGACACCCAGAGUGCUACUACUUCCAGAACCCCUCAGACACCCAGAGCUGUGUGAAAAAGCCCUGCACCCUGGAGAACCCCUUCCCCAUGCUGCUGGUCAACAUGGGCUCCGGGGUGUCCAUUCUAGCUGUGUACUCGGAGGACAACUACAAACGGGUGACAGGGACCAGUCUGGGAGGUGGUACAUUCCUGGGCCUUUGCUGUCUGCUGACGGGCUGCGAGACGUUCGAGGAGGCAUUGGAAAUGGCCAGUAAGGGUGACUCUAGCAAUGUGGACAAGCUGGUGAAAGACAUCUAUGGAGGAGACUACGAGCGCUUCGGCCUACUGGGCUCUGCUGUGGCAUCCAGUUUUGGUCACAUGAUGAGCAAAGAGAAGCGGGACAGCAUCAGUAAGGAAGACCUGGCCAGAGCUACGCUGGUCACCAUCACUAAUAACAUAGGAUCCAUAGCACGAAUGUGUGCUGUCAAUGAGAAAAUCGAGCGCGUGGUGUUUGUUGGGAACUUCCUUCGUAUCAACACGGUGUCUACAAAACUGCUUGCCUAUGCCAUGGACUUCUGGUCUAAAGGACAACUACGAGCCCUCUUCCUGGAACAUGAGGGUUAUUUCGGAGCUGUCGGGGCACUGAUGGAGUUGCUCAAAACAAUGGAGGAACCGUGAAGGAAACUAUGCCAUGACAUCAUCAGCCCUUGACAAGACGAUGUCAUCCACCCCUGUGAUGUCAUCAACUCUCGACGCUGUGAUGUCAUCAACUUUUGCGCUGCUGAAAGGUCCUGUUCACAGAGGCCGCUACAGGAACACUAAGAGGGACACGGAAACUGAAAAAAGCCAUUUUAAUAAUUUAAUACAUGUAAAUAAUAACCUCUAACAUCCAUCUCCCAGAUUUCCCCAACAGUGUCUCCUUAUCGUGGAGAUUUUAAUAUAAUCUUUAAUUUAUAGUUUUCUGUGAACAGCUCUGCUGAUUCCUGUCAUCAGCCCUGUGUCAGGAGGCACAGAGACACAGAGUAUUCUGGUGUCUGUUUUUGUGUGAAAAGCUACUGUAACAUUAUGCUCUGGAGGCUGUGGUUUCCUGGGCUGCUAUUUGUGCAACAGUAGGGAUGUCUGCACAGAAAUAAAGUUACUCUUCAGUGAGUAAUUAGGCGUUUUUAUCACCAGGGCAACAAGGCAGUUGCUUUUCUGCAACCACAGAAACAUCAUUUGACCCCCAAUGCCUCCUGCAGACACACAGCUGGAGCUGCUAAUGUUUAUCUAGAUCAGCUGGUGGUCACCCAGCUCCAAACUGCAGCUGCACAGCAGUUGUGGCAGUAGCUAAGGGUUGAGAGGCAUUCUGCUGUUGCCUGCUUGUUGCACAAAAAGUUGCCCCUUGUGCUACAGUCUUCUAAGGAGUGCACUGAAGCCAAAUCCUGUUAAGAGUCAUACAACAACUGCCUCCUACAGCUCAGGUUGGAAGCAGUAAAACAGUCUUUAAUUCUUGGUGUUGCUCCACUACACAUGGCCUUUUUGUUGGUCUCAUCUCCAUCUGCCUAAACAGCAUUAACAACACCAUAUUGCCACAUAUUCAUACUGUACCUAACCUGCUGAGCUUAGCGUUAGACCAUGGGACCAAGAGGUUGUCUUCCAUCAGACAGUGCGUUGUUCUCUCAGCAGCACCAUAACUACAGAUCAGGACCCAGUCUGGCUCAGCGACAUGUGUUUGUGAUUUGUGAAAUACUGAGGGAUGUUUUUUUUUUUUUGUUUCUGUUGCACACCCUAUUUUCUUUUUCUCUUGCCCUUCCCUGUCUUUCAGCAUCUAGCUCCAGGACACUUCAGCGAGGUGGAAGUCCGAUUCCUCGCCCUGCUUCCUUGUUUGGGUGUUGCAUUGUGAUGUAAUGAGGUGUUUGGGGCUGAGCUGAAUCCUUCCAUAAGAAAGGUCCAGCAUCCUGAUCUGCUUGCAGCAGAAUCGGUUCAUCUGCUGUAGAUUAGACUGUUCUUACUCUAGUGGUGCAGAUGUUUUCUUCUUAAUCUGCUGCUGGGUAGGUGUAGUUUUAUUCCCCAACGUUUUACUCACACACAGUGAGAAAAACCCAAAUCCUAUACGUGUACAGUAUAUCUAGUUAAAGUAAGUAGUUGGCCAGUGAGCUACACUUUGACCCCAACUAAUUCUGCAACCCAGAUGGACACUUUUUAUCGUUCAUAGGCCAUUUAAAUUCUCUGUGCUUUAUUUCAACCAAACAUGAACCCUGUGCGGUGGCACAUGCCCAGGUCCACCUUUACUGAGCUUGGCUUUCAAGGACAAUUGACAGAACUGAUCAGAAUGAACCACACUGAACACAGCCCAAGCUGCGGCAGAAGAAAGGCUUUUCAUUAGCUCUAGGCAAAGAAAUGACCGCAUUUAUCUCCCAGAUGCACAGUUUGCAUGCCUGUCUAAGAACAGUGAGCCAGGGCAGCCUCGUGCGCACAGACUACAUGCCUGUCCUGAUCUGAGACCAUAUCCACACUAGCACAUGCACCUUAGAAGAGAUUUAAAAAUUGUGUAUAUACUGAAUACUUGAAAAUGUUAGUGUGAAUCUGCUAGUGUGGCUCUUUUAACAUGUAGGGAUCUAACCUGACCUGCAAUAAUGUUGGAAUUAUAAAUGUACGCCUCAUUCUUUAGGUAAGCUUUGCUAUAUGCAUGACAGUGACAGCUAAAAAGAGGCUUUGUCAUCAGUGAACUUUCUAGCUUCUGACGGUGAACUAUUAGUUUCCCGUAAUGUUCCCCCUACCUGGAGUUUACAGCCUUUCAUCUCUGUUUAUUGUCAAAGCAGCCAGGCUAUGAAGCUGGGCGGUUCAGUCUCCAGUGUCUGUUGUUAUAUCGUUAUUACCAUUGCCUACAUGCCUUUACUCUUCAGCAGAGGAACUCUGCUUUUUCCCUUUUUUGGAAUCGUCCUUUGUGUAAUUCACCUCCAUCUGUUGGUUUUUAUUGUUAAAUACCUCCAAAUCAUCACUGUCAACACUUUAGGGUCAGUUAGUUUCCAGUGUUUUUGAGCCUGUGUUAAUUAGCACUGCAGAUUUUCUUGAUGGCACCUUGUGAUUUCUUAAUGUCACUUAUCUCAUAGCAUACACAUGAGCUACACUUUGACCCCAACUAAUUCCAUGUUUGCUGCUAUACAGUUCUGUUGUGUGGGUUUUAUUUUUUGGUCAUUUGUACAAAGAGACCUGAGGCAGUUGGAUUACAGGCAACUUGGUUCUUAGGAAGUUGUUAUAUUUGGGAUUUUAUCUACACAUUUAAUAAGCUUUGCUGUGAAAUUGAAUAUGCAUCAUUUGAAGGAAUUAUGUUUGUGAAUUCUACAUUGAAUAGAAUCAAUAUAGAUGAGUUGGGUUUUUUUAUGAACAAUUCAUAACUCACAAUAAUCAGGGUAGAUCGGUACAAAAGUAAAAAAAAAAAAAGUGUAGAUUUGUUGGAUAUAUUGGGUAUAAUGAACCAGUCAAGUAGUGAUUAUCUUAAAUAAUCUGAUACUUACAGUUUGCAAGUGUUAAGAGUAAAACUGUAAAACUGGUGAGAUCCUUUAUAGUGUUUUCUGGUCUGUUAAUUUUUUCCUCAUUUGCCUUUUUCCACCUCAUGCUUGGAUGAUAACCAUGGCCUUGACCUGUCAGGUGUUUUUACCUCGUGCCAUCCCUUCUUUUCAUCAGUUGCCUUGGUCGUGCGUUCGUCUGUAUGUUUCAGUUUCCUGCGUCAUGUCCUUUUUUUACCUACUGAACUUUUCCUCAGUGUUGUGGUAAUGUUGUGCAUCCACAUACAUUUUUAUGUUUGGGUUUCACUUUCUGUCUUUGCUUCUGUUGUUGUGUUUUGUUUCCCGUUGUACUAUUAACUGGCGCUGCAGUGUCUUCGGUACGAACGCUUGGCAUUUUUCACCACGUUCUUGUGAAACAACAGAUCAUUAAUAACAGGGUGUGUAAAUGCACAUGUUUUCUCACGUUCCUUUUUAUAGUGUUUUGGACAACAGUGUGGUUUGGGAACAUUUUUAUCCUGUUUUUUUGUUGUUGUUGUUGUUUUUUUAUCAGUAAUAAUGUGAGUUCUUGUAUUUUCCCACCUGAUCUUCUGAUUGUUUCUGGUUGGCACAAAAGAACCAGUGUGAAUGUGCUCAGAAUUGUAAAUCCUUGCUGUCAUGCUCUGUCAGGCUGAGGAAAUGACUUAAAACAUGUUGUGAGUUGCAGCAUUUGUAUUGGUGAACAUUGUCACUGUGAGUUUUAAACAUGUCAUCACUGUUCUGCAGAGCCUUUACUCUCAAAACAUCAAAAUAGAAGGAGCCUUUUUUUAUGGAAACCAAUCUACUGCUCAUCAUUUGGCUCAGUCCUGGUGUCUGUUCUUUUAUCAAAAAUAAAUCAGGACAAACAUGGGAAACAUUUUAAUCUGAAACAUGGUCUCUGCAGAAUAUAGGUGAUCCUAUGUGAUGGUAUCAUGUAAUAUCAUUUUCAUACUAAUCUGCAACUGUUCCGAGCCAGUGAUAGAGACUGACCUGGGAAUAUCCUGAGUUUGAGUCCAUGUUGUGUUUUGGUCCCUACAGUACCUUCUGUACUGCUGUAUCUUCGGUGUUCCUGACUCCAAAACCAAAUGAAUGAGACUUGCUUCACAUAAACUUUGUUUUCAUGGCAGCCACUCAUAAAUCCAUCAUCCAAAGCAGUAUCACGUCUUGGACUCUAGUUGACAUAUUUGUAAACUUUUUAAAAAUGUUUCAGACAUUUUCUAUAACGAAUCCACAGAUACUGUACAGUAUGAAGCAAAACGUUAGGUAAAUUAGCUUUCGUUUCUUCUGUUAUCACGAGCCUGUUAUCAACGUGGGUGCUUGUCUGCUUUGGUAACAGUCUGAGUUUAUUUCCCACAGGGACCACCUGUCCUCAGACCAGUUUAAAUGUCUCAGUACUGUAGGAAGCUUUGGGUGAAAGUGUCCAUCGAACAGCAAAUGUUGUCAUCCAUAGUGAAAUCUAACAGGCUAUGCAGUAACUCAUCUGUCAAUAAUGUAGGCCCCUUUUCUAAACCUAACAGCUGUUUGUAAAUGUUUUAAAAGAACUAUAUAUGCAACCCUGUUGAUGUUCCCUUCUGAGAAAUCCUGUUAGUUUCUCCUUGAAGUUUCUGUCCUGCUGACUUACUGUAGAUGUUAACACUAUUUAAGGUGGAUGCUCACAACAGGAUGAUUUACACCCAAUUAUGCAGCAAUGUGAGUGUGCCAAGCAUGUUCCCUCUGUGGUCUGUGUGAUGCCGUGAUGCUGUACGGUAAAAGAAACAGACCUACAGUUAUUUUGGACACGGCUCUGUUAUGGCAGAUACUUGUCACAGUCAGACUGUUCAUCUUGUUGGAUGUAUGAUGCUGGUUGAAUUUGUUUAAACUUUACACUAAUUUUUUAUUAACACCAAUGUUAAAAGUACUUCAGAUGAGCUGGAGCUGAUCUUGAACAGUGUUCCUUCAGGGUAGGUCAUCUGUAAACGCCCUGUCGCUGUCAAACCUCAUGUUGAACUCCACUCACUGUGACAUAAUGUGUGUUGUGAUCUUCAUGUUUUUCCACCUCUCUUUGCUCUUUGUUUUCCUCAUUAGUUCUUAACUUGGUCCAUCAUCCUCCUGGUGCGUGAGCACAUCCAGCCUUCACACUCUCUUCUGGAACGCUUGACUAGCAGGACAGACCUUUUCACCCUUGUGUAUUUGACUGUAUAGAGAUUUUGUAAAUAAUAUAAAUAUGAUAUAUUCUACACCAGCAACCUGUCUGUUGAUAAAGUUGUUUCAGCUGGUCAGGACCAGGUUUCCCAAACACGACUCUGCACUGGAAUUGUAAAUGAAGUGCAGACAGAAGACGCAUCAGGACAAAACACUUUUCUCUGUGGCUUUAUCGCCUCUAACAACGCCUUUACCAGAGCUGUGAUAAACAGAUACUUGUGGUAUAUGGCUGAGAUUUUCUCCAUUAGGACUAGAUACAUUUACAUGACUAAGCUGACAUUCAUUGUAAUCUUGCAGUUAAAUCCUUCAAUCUGAACUGUUUUAUAGGUUUAAUUUCACUUUAAUAUUAUUUACACUAUUGCAUUCAAGCCCGUUUUACUUUGAUUCACACAUAACUAAUCUGAAUGGUGAUAACUAAAUGUCAUUUUAAGAAAAACAUGGAAUGUUGAAUCAGAUCUUUCCUCCACACUUUGACGUGUUUAGCUCAUUUCAGUGCUCCACACAAUCCAGGUGCAUAUUUUCUGUCUGCUGGAUUUCAGUGCCAGUCGUUCACCUCGGCUCCUCUGUGAUCUGGAUCUGGCUGUGAAAGCUUUGGGAAGCCCAGUGCUGGUUGUUGGCAUCAAUUCUGCUGCUGCUUUUAACUCUGCUUUGAAGAAAGAAAGAGUUAAAAAGAUUAAAAAUGGCUCCCUGCCUUGUGCUAUGUAUAUGUACUGAAGUGGAGAUCUUUUUUUCUAAAGAGGAAUUAAACUAAAACUGG
Molecule: messenger RNA, 8442 nt
Organism: Monopterus albus (swamp eel)
Lineage: Eukaryota; Metazoa; Chordata; Actinopteri; Synbranchiformes; Synbranchidae
Product: pantothenate kinase 3-like
Exons: 8
Coding region: 1312-2679 (455 amino acids)
Biological process (GO): coenzyme A biosynthetic process
Cellular component (GO): nucleus; cytosol
Molecular function (GO): ATP binding; pantothenate kinase activity
Source: RefSeq, a predicted model, not a curated record